Erpetoichthys calabaricus (reedfish) is the source of this 1325-nucleotide messenger RNA. It is a transcript of the gene inka1a, whose product is annotated as inka box actin regulator 1a. The transcript has 2 exons. Gene Ontology annotation, cellular component: nucleus. The coding region runs from base 263 to 1180 and encodes 305 amino acids. The record is from RefSeq and is a predicted model, not a curated record. Gene Ontology annotation, molecular function: protein serine/threonine kinase inhibitor activity; protein kinase binding. NCBI's taxonomy places the organism in Eukaryota, Metazoa, Chordata, Cladistia, Polypteriformes, Polypteridae.
GCUGCGCUCCAAAGUGGGCUGCCAGAGUGUGGAGAAGGAGAGUGGGUGACUGUCACAGUCACAGGGGCUUAUUUAAACAGUCGUCAACGAGUUUUACUAAAUGCGUCCUAAAGACCACCUGUCAUAAAAGAAAAGCAAGCUAGCAGAAUUCUGGAAACCAUCUCCAAGAUCAGUCUUUCAGCCUGGCUUUGAAAAAAAUUAAACCUUAUAUAUUGUGCAGGAAAAAGUUGGAUAUCUCAGGCUGCCAGCAAACUGGGCAGAUAUGCUCUGUGUGCGAGAGUCCAGGGACUGCCUGCGGGAGCAGAUGCAGUGCAUGAUGAAGACCCUUCAGGAUCUGAAGCAGAUGAGAGGGGGCUGCCGGGCAUCAGCCAAACCGAGCGCCGUGUCCGUAUCCACGAGGGGCUGCCAACAGAGGGUUCUGCAGAGAGAACGACUCACCCGACUCCGCACCUCGGACACGUCUGAAUCCAGCACUUACGAUUCGGCUUGCUGCUUGGCCACAACGCAGGAGGAAGAGAAUGAGCGCCUGACUAAGGACUCACCCAACAGCGAAAAGAGCUUGGAGUUUGACUCUGGUUAUUCUGAAGCCUCUUGGCAAGACGACGUUGUGGUGCUCAGGAGGAGCCGGAACAUCCGAGUUUCCUCAGGGGCUUGUUUACGCACCAACCGGGCACCAAGUGGUAGAAUAAGGCCAAAAUCUACUUCAGAUGCUUGUAUUGAACGUUGGACCUCUUUUGAGGCAAGCGAUCCCGAGGACUGGACUACCUCUUUACUUACAAGAGGUCGCAACCGGCAGCCUUUAGUCCUGGGGGACAACAGCUUUGCGGACUUAAUUGAAAACUGGAUGGACUUGCCAGAUUGUCCCGAGUCAACAGAACUGAAGCCAAACCCUAGCCGACGCCUGGCGAAAGAUCUGUUGCUUAAUGUGCGACGUAAACUGACUGGAAUGUCCCGAUUGGCAGACAUACGGGGCAAACAGACAGAUAACGGACAUGUCAACAGGCCAGGAGGUACAAAACGCUUCUCCUGCCCAAUCGGCUUUCAGCUGAGGUCGUCAUACUUUCACCAGUCCCACACAGGACUCCAUGAAAUGGGAAGUGACUUUUAUCAGUUCACAGCACUCAUGAAGACUGGCAGCAGGCAGCCCAUCAUAUGUAACGACAUUAUUGGAUACAUCUGAGUGUAUUUCAGUUCCAACUACAGUAUUUGGUGUCACAUUCAUGUCUGCUUGUAUAUAGAAGCUGUUGUAUUUUAUUUUUUUAAAGCAAAAUUCACAAUUUUCUAUUUCUUGAAAAUAAACCUAAUGCUUUUUUCUGUUUUUUUAA